Messenger RNA from Thermothielavioides terrestris NRRL 8126, 2328 nucleotides. RefSeq lists its product as uncharacterized. The transcript has 3 exons. Gene Ontology annotation, biological process: amino acid transmembrane export from vacuole. The record is from RefSeq and is a predicted model, not a curated record. NCBI's taxonomy places the organism in Eukaryota, Fungi, Ascomycota, Sordariomycetes, Sordariales, Chaetomiaceae. The coding region runs from base 186 to 2183 and encodes 665 amino acids.
GUUCAGCAAGAACUCUGUUCAUCCCGGACCCUUGCGACAGGGGAAGCUGCCCACAGCAGUGACGUCGUGCAGCGGUCGGCUGCUCCUGUUGGUCGGUGCGCUGUGGGCAGUGCCUGCCGCUCGCCCGCUGGCCAACUAUCGUUAUCGCUAGCGCUGUUAUCCGCUGUAGCUUAGGGGCCUGGACAAUGGCGCCGCCGCCCCGGAACGAGCCAGUGCGGCCACCGCCAGCUCCGCGGCUCUUCUCCGGUCUGUCCCACGCGUCCAAGCGCUCUUUCCGGUCGCACUCGUCUUCGUUCGAGGCCGACGACGAGCGAUCCAGCACUGCGUCGCUGGGUGAUCUGGGCAUGAUGAGUCGCAGCCGCAGCGGAAGCAGGAGCAGGAGCAGGAGCAACAGUGGCGGCAGCUUUGGCGUCGCCGUGGUGCCCGCUCGCUAUCCCGGCGAAGACAUCCGUCCCACCAGCCCCAAGGAGCUCGCCGGGUGGUAUGCAUAUGCCUUCGCGGCUGAGGUCUAUGUCAUCUGUGGAAUCAGCUCUUUCAUCCCAAUCCUGCUCGAGAGCUUAGCCAGGGAAAAUGGCGUCCUCCUUUCCGACCGAAAGACGCCCUGCGGCCUCAGCUCCGACAAGAACUCCUACGAUGGCGGGCAGUGCAUCGUCUACGUCCUGGGCAUGGAGAUCAACACGGCCAGCUUCGCCAUGUACACGUUCAGCGUGAGCGUGCUGCUGCAGGCGCUGCUGGUGGUCAGCAUCAGCUGUGCGGCCGACCAUGGCAACUACCGAAAGAAGCUGCUGCUGGCCUUCGCGUGGAUCGGAAGCUCCAGCGUGAUGCUCUACAUCGUCGUGUCGAAGAGCACCUACCUCUUCGGUGCGCUGCUCGCCAUUAUUUCCAAUACCACCUUUGGUGCGUCGUUCGUGCUGCUCAACUCGUUCUUGCCGCUCCUCGUCCGCCACCACCCGGAGAUCAGCGAGCAAGAGGCAGAGGCUGCCGCUGGCUUCGUCACCUCCAACGGCCAGGCCCUGCGCCGCCAUGGCGAUGCGGAGCCCGAGGGGCAACUGGCCGACUCGACGGCGGCGUUGCUGCCCAGGAGCCCGCUAGAAGAUGGCCACGCCAUGUCCCGGGUGCAGACGCGGGAGGAGCUGACCUCCCAGGAGCUGAGCUUGUCUACCCAGAUCUCCGCCAGGGGCAUCGGCAUCGGAUACAUCGCCGGGUUGUUUGUGCAAUGCAUGGCCAUCUUCAUCCUGAUCCGCAUGAAGAAUACAACAUGGUCGCAGCGGGUUGUCCUGUUUGCCAUUGGAGCCUGGUGGGCCGUGUUCACCAUCCCGGCGGCCAUGUGGCUCCGUCCGCGACCUGGGCCGCCGCUGCCCGCAUCGCCCGGUGAUACGGGGCUGCGUGCCUGGAUCUCGUAUACCGUCUACGCCUGGAAGUCGCUGUUCCGCACUGUCCAGUUGGCGAGGCGGUUGAUCGACAUUGUGCUAUUCCUCGGCGGUUGGUUUUUGCUUUCCGACGCGAUCGCGACGACCUCCUCGACGGCGAUCCUCUUCGCCAAGACGCAGCUGCACAUGGAGCCGUGGGCGCUGGGCAUGAUCAACGUGAUCUCCACGACGGCGGGCAUCGCCGGCGCCUUCUCGUGGUCCUACAUUUCGCGUCGCUUCCGGCUGCAGGCGCACCAGACCAUCCUCGCCUGCAUCGCCCUCUUCGAGCUCAUCCCGCUCUACGGCCUUCUGGGAUACCUGCCCUUCGUCAAGAGCUGGGGCGUCUUUGGACUGCAGCAGCCGUGGGAGAUGUACCCGCUGGCGGCUGUCUACGGGUUCGUGCUCGGCGGCCUGAGCGGCUACUGCCGGUCGCUGUACGGCGAGCUGAUCCCGCCGGGAUCCGAGGCCGCCUUCUACGCGCUGUACGCCAUCACCGACAAGGGGUCCAGCGUGUUUGGGCCGGCCAUUGUCGGGGCCAUCAUCGACGCAUCUGGGGAGAUCCGGCCGGCGUUCUGGUUCCUCGCUGCACUGGUGGGGCUUCCUGCGCCGCUGAUCUGGUGCAUAGAUGUCGAGCGCGGCAGGAGCGAGGGCGAGAAGCUGGCUGAGGUCAUUGAGGGGUUCAAGCUGACGCAGGGCGGGAGCGCUUCGGAGAGGGACAGUGACGAGGAGAGCCGGGCGAUCCUGGACGCCUACGACGAGGAGACGGAUCGGUGAUGGGGCCGGGCACAGUUGUUUGUCCUGGUUCUUUUUCGGGUGGCCUAAUUUGGUCAUUCAGCUCUUCUUGUUGUUGUUGUCUUGCAUAGCGCCGGCGUUCGUCGUUGUUUCGGUGUGUUGGUUUCAAGGAUCUGCUGCGGGCAAC